Messenger RNA from Pochonia chlamydosporia 170, 1581 nucleotides. RefSeq names its product monooxygenase. The transcript is spliced from 3 exons. The record is from RefSeq and is a predicted model, not a curated record. NCBI's taxonomy places the organism in Eukaryota, Fungi, Ascomycota, Sordariomycetes, Hypocreales, Clavicipitaceae. Gene Ontology annotation, biological process: secondary metabolite biosynthetic process. The coding region runs from base 1 to 1581 and encodes 526 amino acids. Gene Ontology annotation, molecular function: monooxygenase activity; FAD binding.
AUGGCGCCGGGCAGAAUAGAACCCAACGGUACAUCUACCAAUGACACCAACGGCGAGCAUCUGAGCGUCAAAAAUGUCGAAAAACUCGGUACCUCUGCUAGCUUUGCCAAGGCCCGUGCUGAGGAUAUGGCCAAGAGGGAAAUCGAUGCUACGGUCAUGCGUUAUCCAGAGACAGGCAUAAAUGUUCUUAUUGUUGGUGCUGGUCUUGGUGGUCUUGCCUGCGCCUUGGAAUGCUGGCGAAAGGGACACACUGUCCACAUCAUCGACCGAAGUUCCGGCCCUGUCUGGACCGGUGAUAACAUUCAAAUCCAGCCCAGUGCUAUUCUGCUCUUGCGCCAUUGGCCCGACUUGGGUUAUGAGGUUGAGGAUACCCAGUAUGAUGUGGAAAUGUCAUACUACAAGCAAACAGGAGAGCGCAUCUACGGUCCUAGUCCGCCAAUGUUCAACGACCCAGAGAGUCUGAUUGGGAGAAGGGGGUUUUCGUCUGUCAACGCCCACAGUCGCAUCAAGCUCUAUCGAGCUUUCUUGGACCAAAUUGAGCGCAUUGGACUGAAGAUUGAAUGGGGCCACAAGGUCGUAGAAUUCUGGGAAGACGUUGACCAAGGCGUGGGAGGUGUUGUAUUCGAAGACGGAGAGAAGCGAACCGCUGAUAUCGUCGUCGCAGCUGAUGGCCUUCGGACUGCCUCCGGGACUAUCGUUCCUGGAAUGCCCACGGAGUUGAAGGCGAGCGGAAAGGCCAUCUAUCGUGCUGCGUUCCCCAUUGAGCAUGCGCUGCGUGACCCAACUGUUCAGGCACAGUGGAACUUCAAAACAGAAGGCAGACCUAUUUGGCAGUUCUGGAUUGGAAAUGGUGCUCAUGCCAUGAUUUCGCUCACAAAGGACAUUGCAUUCUGGAGUUUCAUGCACUCGCACGAUGAAUCAGCCAGGGAAGCAUGGAUUCCUGACGUUGAUCCGGAAGAAGUAAUUGAUGUCAUGGAGAAAAGUGUGGCCGUCCACCCAGCCGUUGCGGCACUCAUCAAAACAACACCGAAGGGUUCCGUCGUCAACUGGCAACUCAAACUUCGAGAUUCUCAUGAACAAUGGACCUCACCCGGUGGCCGCGUAGUCCAGCUGGGCGAUGCAGCACAUGCUUUUCUGCCAACGUCCGGCAAUGGUGCUACCCAGGCCAUCGAAGAUGGCAUCACCUUGGCAACCUGUUUACAACUCGGUGGCAAGUCGCAGGCGGCCAAUGCCACCAAGGCGUAUAACAAGCUCCGCUACCAGAGAGUAUCGUGCGGGCAGAAGAUGGGGUUUGUCAACCAACAGCUGAAGCAGCACACUAACUGGGAUGCAAUCGACAAGAAUCCAGCGUUGAUUCGCUCUCGCUACCCGCGAUGGGUGUGGUCUCAUGAUGCAGAAGCUUAUGCGUAUGAGAAGUUUUGUGAGGCUCUACAUCAUGUUCUCAGUAAUGGGGAGGUGGCGCUAAGGAAUACUAAUUAUCCUCGGGGUCACAAAUUUCGAUCCUGGACUAUGCAAGAAGUACAAGAGCAAAUUAAAGCUGGUCAGAGCCUAGAGGCUCUUCAGGAUGGUGACUGGUCUUAA